AUGUGGCCCCAGCAGCUGGAGCGGUGGCAGGACCUAGCUCGAUUCACACCGCUGCGCACGGCUGCGGGCGGGACCAUCACGUCAGAUGCCGGCGAGCAGGUGGGUGUGCUGGUGCGCGUGGCGGCAAAGGAGGACCUGGCAGCUGCAGAGAAGCUAUCCAAUUCUGGUGGAUUUGUCGUGAUGGACUGCGCCGCAGAAGCCUGGAAGGUGAUUCCUGCAGAGAACCUGGUGGCCGCAUUUCAAGCUGGAAGUGCCAAGCUCAUAGGCGCAGCAACAUCUGCAGACGAUGCACGGGUGAUGCUUGAGGCGCUGGAGGUUGGGACCGCCGGCGUGCUGCUGCGAACGGAAGACCCCUCAGAGGUCAGGAAGAUCUCUGGCUACCUGCAGCGCCGCCGCGAGCAGGGCGCCUCGGCGCUCGCGCUGUCACAGGCCACGAUCACCCGCGUGUCGCCUGUCGGCAUGGCCGACCGCGUGUGCGUCGACCUCGCGAGCAUGCUGGCCCCCGGCGAGGGCAUGCUGGUCGGCAGCUUCUCGCGGGCGCUGUUCUUGGUGCACUCGGAGGUGCACGCCUACAUCAUGGUGCCAGGAGGCAAAACCGCCUAUUUGUCCGAACUCAAGUCCGGCAGCGAAGUCCUGGUGGCGGACGCGGCGGGCCGCACUCGGACAGCCGUUGUCGGGCGCUGCAAGGUGGAGGCGCGCCCGAUGGUUCUUGUUGAGGCGACCUUGCCAGGCGGAGCCGGUGGCACCGUGAGCACGCUGCUGCAGAACGCGGAGACUGUGCGGCUGGUCGGGCGGUCCGGCGGGGAUGGCGUCCACGAUGGCGAACGAGGCGGCCGCGGCACGAGCGGCGGCGACGGCAGCCACUGGCGAGCCGUCUCUGUGUCCCAGCUGGCGGCUGGUGACAAGCGCGCGCUGUGCGAGUCCCUGGGCGUGUUCUUCAACGCGUCGUACAACGCCUCCAACCCGUGGAACGACACCACCGGCUGGGAGCUCACCCAGACGCUCGGCUGCGCCCGCCUCGUCACGCCGGCCGCCGCCGCGCGCCCCGCGUACUGCCAGUGGCCGGGCAUCGCCUGCUGCGGCCCCGCGGACGCGGCGGCGGGGCGCUGUAAAGUGGUGCACGCGAUCGCAAACCUGUCGCUGGCGGUUAACCAGGUCAACUGCAGCGUGUCUGACCCGCGGUUCCUCGGGGUGCUCGACCAGCUACACGCGUGCGGCAUGGUCGUGCUCAACCUCGAGGCCAACGAAAUAGGCGGCGCGCUGCCCCAAGGGCGGCUGGGGCGGCUGACUAACCUCGUGAUCUUGGACUUGGCCAACAACUGGAUUAACGGCACGAUACCAGACGACCUGGCCAAGCUCACGCGCCUGCGCCGCCUCGGCCUCGGCACCAACUUUUUGAGCGGCACGAUCGGCGACUGGGUGGGCGGCCUGGUCGGGCUAGAGGUCCUGGAGCUUGGCGCCAACAGCGGCGUCAACCCGCCGGACCCGGUGACGGGCGAGGAGCUCGCGGGCAUCGUGGGCACGGUGCCGCAGGGCGUGGCGCAGCUGACCAAGCUCGUGGAGCUCAACCUGCAGCCGGUCUGCAUGGUGGAGGGGGGCAGCGGUCGCCGCGACGGCGAGCGCGGGGCGAUGAGCGGCAGGGACAACAGCAGCGGCAGCAGCGGCCCGACUAGCGAUGGCUGCCGCCCGCGCGGCGGCAGCGGCCGCGGCGGAAGGCAGUGGCAGCACUACGGGCGAGCACUGUCGUCUACAAACGCUCUCAGCGGCACCAUCCCGCGGCAGCUCUGCGGCCCCACCACGCGCCUGCGGGUCCUCAACAUGCGCAGCAACCGCCUCACCGGCUCGCCGGCCGGCGUGGUCAACUGCACGAAGCUGACUCAGCUGGACUUGUCGAUGAAUCAGUUCACCGGCAGCGCGCCGGCCACCCAGGGAUGGGAGCAGCUGGUCCAGCUGGCCCUCGGAAACAAUAACUUUGAGGGAACCAUCCCAGUUGACAUUUACUUCGCACCCACCCUCGCCUACCUUGACAUCAGCGACAACCGCCUGACCGGCACCAUCAACAUCAACAUCAACCUCAUGACAUACCUCACCGAGCUCGACCUGUCACACAACCAAUUGUCCGGAGAGUUGGGCCCCGAUAUUUUUUACCUGCCGCAGCUGUCGCGCCUCAACCUCGCCGGCAACAACUUUGAGGGCACGAUCAGCGAGUCUAUCGGGCUAGCGUACAGUUUGACGGAGCUCAUGCUGUCCAACAACACAGGACUCAUCGGCCCCAUGCCCAACGACGCCGCGUUCCUGCGAUACCUCCAGCGCCUCAGCGCCACAAAGACAAACAUGUCUUGUGUGCCUGCCAAGGAGGUCGUCGCCGCCAAGCGCGCCCGCGAGGCCGCGCUCAACGCCUCGCUCGCGGGCGCGACCGGCGCCGCCGCCGCCGGCGGCUGGUGGCCCAAGUGUAACCCCGAGAAGCGCCUGCCGUGCUUCCUGGAAUUUGCGGAGUACGACAUCCCCCGCAGCGACAGCAGCAACAUGCGCUGCUUCCCCGUCCGCCGCAAGCCGCAGGCGGAGGCGCAGGUGGACUGCAGGACGGGGUCGGCCUUCGGCCUGCUCGACGAUGCCGUGCAGGCGGAGCAGCAGCAGUGGGACCUGUCGCCGUCCUACUACCAGUAUGCCAACUGCCGCUGCCUCUCCGGCUUCCGGGAGGUCUGGACCCGCAAUGGGACCCACCUGGCCUGCGAGGCCAACCCCAAAUCGCAGCCGCUGCCGCCGUGGGCAUGGGUGUUUGUCGCGCUCGGCGCCGUUCUCGCGGUGUUGGCGGCGGCGAUCCUGAGCCUGGGGAGCCGGCUGGUGCUGUUCAGGACGCGAUGGGCGCGCGAGAUGGAGCUGAAACGGAAGCGGGCCCGGGGGUCGCCAAAGGGCGGCGGCACGAUCAGCGUCGUCGUCACCGACAUCGAGGGUUACUCAGAGCUGAUGAAGACCAGCCCCUCUCUGACGACCAAGGCCCUGAACCUGCACAACGCCGUCCUGAAGAAGGCGGCCCACUUCCACGCGGGCCACGUGUUCGAACAGGAGGGCGACAGCUGGGCGGUGGCGUUCCACGACGCGCAGGACGCGGUGGCCUUCUGCAUGCAGGCGCAGCAGGCGCUGCACAAGGUGCGGUCGCACGUGUGCCCCGCACGCGUGUGA
Monoraphidium neglectum is the source of this 3183-nucleotide messenger RNA. RefSeq lists its product as hypothetical. Gene Ontology annotation, molecular function: protein binding; 3-dehydroquinate synthase activity; oxidoreductase activity. Bases 1 to 3183 code for a protein of 1060 amino acids. The record is from RefSeq and is a predicted model, not a curated record. Lineage: Eukaryota; Viridiplantae; Chlorophyta; Chlorophyceae; Sphaeropleales; Selenastraceae. The transcript is spliced from 17 exons. Gene Ontology annotation, biological process: aromatic amino acid biosynthetic process.